Molecule: messenger RNA, 108 nt
Organism: Sclerotinia sclerotiorum 1980 UF-70
Lineage: Eukaryota; Fungi; Ascomycota; Leotiomycetes; Helotiales; Sclerotiniaceae
Exons: 1
Coding region: 1-108 (35 amino acids)
Source: RefSeq, a predicted model, not a curated record
AUGCACCAAGCCAAGAUCCAACCAAUUCAAGUCGAUUUCGUCCCUUUACACACCAUCAAGCGCAUUCCAUCCGGUUUCAUUUGCUCGCUUUCCCUUCGCAACCCGUAA